This is a messenger RNA of [Candida] anglica, 1668 nucleotides long. NCBI's taxonomy places the organism in Eukaryota, Fungi, Ascomycota, Pichiomycetes, Serinales, Debaryomycetaceae. The record is from the annotation of a GenBank genome assembly.
AUGAGCGAUGCGUCCUCUUCUGAAUCUGAAGAUGAUGUGGUGGAUAUUGUUUCAUUGAUCACGGGGCAAGCCAAGCCAUCUAAAAGCAACUUGGUAGCCGAAUCAAAGGUUCAUAUGGACGAGUUGUCUCCUACAACCAAUCCUAAUGAUGAUGAUGAUGAUUUCAAUGUUUCAUUGCCAACAGUAUUCCAAAUUGAUGCUAGGAAGAACCAAACGUUGGCCGAGAGAAAUAAGAAAAUUCAAAAGGAAAUAAUCCAAGAACAAUUGAAAGUGGAACAAGAAUACCAUGAGCUUGUACUGGUGCAAGCCAAGGUGUUGCAGGAAUUAAAUGAUAAUGGUACUAGAGGAGUUAACCGAGUCAAAUAUCUGGCUGAAGACAAUAAAGAAUUGGUUGAUCAUUUGGUUAGAGAGCGACUAAGAGGGGUUGAUGGCAAGAAACAUUUCUAUUUCUAUUCAUCGAAUAACCUUCAAUCAGUGGAAGAGUCAACCAUUCCUAAUCCAAUUCAUGGAAACUUUACCAAUUAUAAAUUCUAUUUCCAUUCAAUCUCUAAAGAUAUCAAAAAGUACUUUUUACAACUAAUGAAAAUUGAUAAUUAUGAUCAAUUGUUAAAAAUUCAUCGAUUAUUUAAGCAUGCCAUCAAUGAUGAUUAUUACUUCAAUUGGGAUUUUGAUCAAGAAACUUUUAAACAAUGUUGUUGGUUGGUUGGGUGUAGAGACGAUCUAUUAUCUACAUCAACAGCCACCAUGGUUGACAAUUGCAAGAAAUUACUUCAUUUCACUCCAAAUGCGGAAUUAAUCAUCUACAAAAUGUCGAUAUUAUUCAAUUGUUUAUGUAUGACUACCCCCAAUGAAACUUUCUCUAUGGCAAUAAGAGUCUAUAUAUUCACCAUAUCAGAUUAUAAUUUACUGAAAUUAAAUUCAGAUUUAUUAUUACUGAUAUUUGUACCAAUGAUAAAGAAUUUACUCUUAUGGGGCAUUCAGUAUCUUUCAAAGGAUAUAAUUCAACCUAACGAACCAAUAAAUCAUGAAACAUUGUGUCGUAUCCAUGAUAUCAUGGUGGUUUCCCUAAAUAAGGAAAUUCGUGGUUGUAAUCUUUCCAACGAAAUGCAAUGUAAUUUCCUUAAAACGCUUGAUUUUGCUUCUUCAGAAUUAAUGGUAUCAUUUGAAAAUCAUGGAGAUUUAAUUGAUAAUACAUUUGUUAAGAGAAUAACUACCAGUUUAUUAUUAAGUUUUAUCUAUGAAUUUGAUUAUAAAAUGUUGGAUAUAUACAUCAAGGAUGAAAUAUCUUUGGAAGUAUUAUUUUCUCCAGAAAUGACAAAUAAAUUUAAUUUCCUGCCAUCUUUAAUAUUAAUUCAAAAGUUUUUAACAAGUUUAAGAUUCAAUGAUGUGUCUAAAUAUGAAAUUUUAAGAUAUAAAUUGGAUAUAUUCCCGCUUGUACUUCCAUUAAAUUUAACUGAAUACAAUAAGAACUCCAUGGAAUCAUUGUUGAGAAGUUUACAAAAAUUGAAGGAUGAUUCCCAUAAACAAUUGGGUGUUGUUUCCACUAGUGAAGAUAAAUAUAAUGAGGUUAUAAUUGAGUCAAUGUUUCAUAUUUAUGAAAGUAUUGAUUUACUUUUGAAUAGAGUUGAACAUGACUAUCAAUUAGUUAGGGAUGAUCCUUUUUAUUAG